AAUCGAAAGCCAAUAAGCGCCGGGAGUGUUGGGGCCGCGGAAGGAGCCUCUAUCUGCGGCCGAAUCAUCACUUAAUUUUUUUUAUAUUUGUGUAACGAGACGACGUUAAGCCACAACCAUGGAUGGUGAAGAGAAAACAUAUGGUGGCUGUGAGGGUCCUGAUGCCAUGUACGUAAAACUGAUUUCAUCUGAUGGCCAUGAAUUUAUUGUUAAAAGGGAACAUGCUUUGACAUCAGGAACAAUAAAGGCCAUGUUAAGUGGUCCAGGACAGUUUGCUGAAAAUGAAACCAAUGAAGUGAAUUUCCGAGAGAUUCCCUCCCAUGUUCUAUCUAAAGUCUGCAUGUAUUUUACCUACAAGGUUCGUUACACAAACAGCUCCACAGAAAUCCCAGAAUUUCCCAUUGCGCCAGAGAUCGCGCUGGAACUGCUGAUGGCGGCAAACUUCCUAGACUGUUAAAUAAAAUAAAUUAUGGAAAAUCAAUAAUGUUAAAUGGAUUCUUUUAUAUUUAAAUACCUAUUUUUUUUUUUCCUAUUUCGCAUGUUUCCAUUUUUCCAAGCAGUGUAUUGUAUAUGUAUAUUGUUAAAGUACCACACCCUUCCUUAGCAAAGCAGCCGGCAUGAAGUGACCUGCUUGUUGCUAAUAUUUUUUUCCCCUCAUGCUGUUCUUAAUAAACCAUUCUGAAAAUAUGAUGUUAACUGAGUGCUUUAGAUAUUUUUCCUUUUCAUUGCUUUAAGACUGGGGCAGAUUUAUUAAGAGUCGAAUAUUAAAUUCAAAUUUUCUAUUUUUUUUUUUUUUUUUUGGUGUCAAAAUUCACACACAAAUUUUAAUCCCCCUUCUUGAAUGUAUAUUCCUCACACCUCAACCAUGGAAACAGUGCUAAUAUUGCCACCUAAAAACCUGCCGAAUUCAUGUACAGGUCAAUGGCUUUCCUGAGUUAGAGUUUUUUUGGGAGGGAAAACAAAUCCAAUUAAGGAUUGUUCCUAUUCAAUCAAAUAUGAGAUGUUCAAAUUUUUUCUUAAAUAGCUUCCCAUUUGAGUUGUGAGUAUAUUCAAAUUUAUUAGAGUGAAAAAAAUUUGCAUGAAUUCGAUAAUCGACCGUUGAUAAAUCUGCCCAUAAGCGCGGGCUGGUCGAUUAACCAGGAAGUCACUUUGCAUUGUAGUCCUUUACUUGUUUUCAUGUAAUCGUAUGUAUGUAAUUGUAUGUUACUGAAUUUGUCUGGAGAAAAAAAGUGGCUAAAACAUUAAAUCUGCUGAAUAUUUUAA
Messenger RNA from Xenopus laevis (African clawed frog), 1263 nucleotides. RefSeq names its product elongin C L homeolog (gene eloc.L). Gene Ontology annotation, cellular component: ubiquitin ligase complex; nucleus; cytoplasm. Lineage: Eukaryota; Metazoa; Chordata; Amphibia; Anura; Pipidae. Gene Ontology annotation, biological process: ubiquitin-dependent protein catabolic process. The record is from RefSeq and is marked validated.